CUCCAUUCAUUCCCGCGCCGCCGCCUGCCUCCUCCUCUGCUGCCGCCGCGGGAGGCUGCCCGGCCGGCUGAGAGGAUGCCAUUCCCUGUGGAUAUAUUGAACAACUGCAGUCAUGAGGACUUGGAGAAAUCAGCAGAGAGCUACUUAUCUGACCUUCAGAGUGGGGAUCCAGAGCAUCCUGAAUUCUUUUCUCUGCCAGGCCAUGGCAAAAUUCCUAUUAUCUUGCCAACUGUGGGCUUCGUUCCUCUUUAUGGUGAAGAGCAGACACACAAAGUUCUUGCUUUGUUUGCACCAGGGGAUUUGCUCACAGCUGUAGCCCUAUAUCUUGCUGAACAGUGGUGGUCAAUUGAUGACAUUGUGAGAACAUCUGUCCCUUCUAGACAGGGGCUUCAUCAGGUGAAGUCUCUUGGAGAGAGGGUUGUUCUCUAUGUUCUAAAUCGAAUUAUCUACCGGAAGCAAGAAAUGGAGGGAAAUGAGGUCCCUUUUCUCUGUCAUGGUAGCAGUGACUAUGCUAAGAUCAUGUGGAAAAAAGGAGAGGCUAUUGGGUUCUAUUCUGUUAAACCUACAGGAAGUGUUUAUGGCUCUUACUGUGCUCAGAGGUACAAGCUACCUGUGCUAGACACAAUAUUUGUAAGAAAGAAACAUCGUGGAAAAGACUCUGGGCUAAUCAUGUUGGAAGACUUUGUGGAUUCCUUUAAUGAAGAAAAUCUUGGCCUAAGGUACCCACUGUCGUCUUUCAUGUAUGCUGCUUGUAAGCAGUAUCUUGAGAAGUACCCUGGGGAUAAGUCGCUCUUCUGGGAAGUGGAGGGAGCAGGGCAUUGGUUCCAGAGAAGGUCUGUUACACAGAGAAUACAAAGAGAGAACCUCAAAAUUACAGAGACCUCACAGAAAGAAAACAAGACUAUUCAAGCAAAAGUUCGGUUGCAGCAGUCUGCAGCAGUAUCCGAAGCAAGUGGACAGAAGACUGAGCUAGAGACACAUCUAACUGCUGACCCUCAAAAAGGUAAAGAAUCAACAGAUGUUCAUGCCAGCACAUCUCAAGACCCUAAUAUAGCUCCUGUAUUCCUUCGGACACGAAGCAGUAAUUUAAAACGUCCCAGGAUAGGAAGACAUAGACAGGAACCUGAACCUGGAACUUCCCAAGGAAAUACGGAAAAUGCUCUUCCUGUGUCAGAAAGCAGGCUGGAACUUCCUUCUCAUACAUCUGAAAGCCCUGAGGACUUAGUAGAAGUACCUGAGGAGAAUACUUCUGAGGAGGAUGAGAAAAAAAUUAUUGAAAAUAAGAGCCAGUCUGCAUCAGAAGCAGAACUACAUGUGUCACCCCCUGAGAAACAGAGUGAGAAGGAGGAAACUCCAUCUGAACCUCUUAAUGGUGAGGUAGAAGAGGAAACUGAUAAGACUUUAGCUGUGGCUGAAGAGAGGACGGCAAAUGAAGUUCUAAGUGGUGAAUCAAAAUUGCAGUCUGAGAGUCAAGGAGAAGAAAAUUUAACACAGUUGGUUCCAUUAAUCCUUGAGUCCUCAGCAAAACCUUCAGAAGACAGUGUAUCAGAGAAGGUUUUAAAUUCAAAUGAUUCAGAAGUGCUGACUGAAGAAACUAUGUCUGUAGAGAAGGAGGGCAAUGAAGAGCAGCAACAAUCUGAAAAGACCAGCACUGAAAAUGCAGUUGCUUCGCUGUCAAAGGAAGAGCCUUCUGACAAUGGUUUGCUUAACGCUAUGGUAAGUGAAGCAGUAGAAGAAACUUCUUCUGAAAACAGUGGGGAAGAUCCAAAUGAGGAAGCAGGAGUGAGUCAGAGCUCUGUGAUAGUGGUUGAACUUGAGGGUGCUUCUUUGCAGCAGUCUGCUGGACAGGAAGGACAGAAGAACCAGUUGGAAGAGCACUCAGAAGGGCCUGCUGAGCAGGUAGAUCAGUCCAUGCAGACAACAGUGGAGCAGGCUGCAGACAGCAGCUCUGAGGAAGCAGAAGUUGAAGUACCGAUUGUAGACCGGAGAAACCUGCGAAGAAAGGCCAAAGGCUACAAAGGUCCACCCAAGAAGAAAGGAAAACCAGCUUAAAAAUGAAAUACUGAUUGUUUAUUCAGCUAUUUAUAAGACAGUUACUAUUUUGUGUAAAACACUAGGGUGUAACUAAACCAUAUGGGAUGCAGGACACACACACGUUUCAAAUUCUAGGUUGGACCUCCUCUUGGGAUUCGUCACCUUUCCUCAAGUUUUCUUGAAUUUUUAACCACUAGACAUAAAGCUUCAUCAGAGUAUGAAAGUAAACAGCCAGUCUCCUCCUUUUAUAAAGGAUAUGUGCUGAAUAAAUACAGUUGUGCUAGCAAAGGGAACAGUUUCCAUGUUUGUGGUGGCAGUUGUGAAAGAAAAAUGCAGUGUGAAUUCCUGGCCCUAUCAAGGUCCCUUAAAUUCCCAUAAAAUUCCAUGAGGCCAGGCAUCACUCGCAUUUUUUUUUAAUAAUGUUGUGUUCUCUACCAUGGAAAGAAGUAGAACAAGAAAAAUCAUUCCUUGCCUCUUGUUCCCUCUCCAUAGGUUCUCUCAGAUGAGAUUUAAAAGAAUGUAAGAUUCUGUAAUUCUAGGUCUCAAAAUACUCAAGAAAGUAUAAGUCAGUAGAUAAAACUACAGAAGCAGCAUCUGUCUUUCAUGAGAAUCACUUGAAACAGCUGAGUCAGAAGCACUGUCAGAGCAGCAUCUGCCGUAGCGCACUCUGAUAAUAAAGUUCUUUUCGUGAAGAUUAAGAGAUGCCUACACAGGAAACAGAUUUGUUGCUUCCAGUUGAGAGAUGCCUACACAGGAAACAAUUUGUAGCUUACAAAGCAAGCAUCUCUCUUUAAGCUUAAGUUUUUUCAGAGUGUAUGGAGUAUAGACUCCAGUACACGUAAGAAAUAGCUUGAACUGCCUUCCUAACUACUUGCAUGUGUUGAGCGGUUACUCAACUUGAUUACUCGUUACAUUACAGGAAAAAGAUAUGACUUUUGAUCUCGUUUUGGUCUGAAUGGAAGUUGUGCUUUGUGUUUUCCAAAUACUCGGCUGGUGCUGUGGGUAACUGUUAAAAUGUUGUGUCUGCCAGGUGUAUAACUCCUGUGAGUGCUGGCAUUUCAGGUGGUUGUUACAUUCAUUAGUGUGAAUAUUAGUGAGUGUUUCGGCCAAUGCUUGUUUGCCAAACUGCCUUUAGGAGUUAGCAGGAGAUUACUUGCAAAUCUCAUUCCCACUUUCUUUUUCUAACUUGCGUGUAAUGCCUGGGAUGAUAGCUUCUCCAUACAUAGCCUUUCUGAAAGCAGCGACCAAACUUUGCUACAUGCAGGCAGAAAUAAAAACAGGCUUGUCAUCCAUCUUUCCCUUCAGAGGGUUUCCUGGCAAACCAUGUAUUUAGCUUAAUUUGUCACACAUACAGUAAGUUACUCCUUAGUUUGCUAUGUGUUUCUUUCAGUAAAUGAAGCUCCUCUUGUAAUGGGUUAAAAACUCAGAAAUAAGAAAGAACAGUGGUUCUAAGAGCAGAAAAUCACACCACUAUUUGUCCUGCUAUAUGCCUUUUCUAAGAUGAGAGAACUAGUCUCCCACAGUGUCUCUGAAGUAGACUUAACUAGAAAAGGCUGUUAGGACUUCUGAGUACAAGGUUCACUUUAAUAGUUGCAAAGGUGUCCUAACUUUUAUACCUCUGUGAAGCUAGUGUCAGAAUUGGUUUUGGCUUUUAUGCUUAUACAGUUUAACUGUAUUUAUAAGAUAUUUUAACUGUAUAAGAUACAUUCAUACUAUUUUCUUCAGUUGAUGAAGUACCAUGCUCCUUUUUAACCAGUUAAGAGCAGCUUACAGGGGAUAAAAAACAAGAGGUUUUUAAGAAAUGUGUAUUACCUGAAUUUACAUUCGGGGUGCAUGGGAUUACCGAGUUAAAUCUGUUCAUUGAACUAUUGCUCAUAGCUGUAACUUGCUGUCAAUGUGCAUACACGUACUCCUUAUGAACCUUUUGACUGAUAAAACAUCCAAGAUCUUUCAUGAGUCUUUGUAAAUGUAUUCAAGUGAACCUUAAGCAUUUCUAAAACCAGUCGUUUCUAUAAAACACAUGACACAAAACUUCUGUUAUCUUCUGGAUGGCUUCUCUUUUAGUGCUAAGAUUUAUUGUACAGAAAAAAAAGAGUGGCUAGAAAACACAUACUGAAUUGCUAAGAAUUUAGGACUUGUGAGGGCUGGUGGCUUUGAAAAGGUGAUAUACAGUAUAUUGUGACGUGUCUUUCAUUUUUAGAGCAAGCUUUAUAAAGAUUAAUCUGCUGAAUACUUAACUGAAAAAUGUAUCCACGUAAAAAAAACAUCAAGGAUUUUCCUUAUGAAAAACUAUUUCAGUUACUUUAUGGUGGAUUUUACGUACAUUUAUUCCUUGUAUUCCCUAUGAGAUGGGAAAACUGUUCAUUGGAAGGUAAGGUCAGUCAUCUGGCUUACUUUUCAUGGAUAAGUUGGAACCAGUUUUGAUUACUGUCUUUUAAGCAUAUUUCUUUUUUGCAUAUUGAAUACAUAAAUAUUCCAACAGGAUUAUUAGAUUACAACAGUCUUUGUUUCUACUGAGAAGAAUCAGAUUGCUAACCUCAUUUCACUAUAUCAGUUAUAAAUACUUUUAAAAUUAACUUAAAUUCACAUCUUUUAAGUAUAGUCUUGAGUCUGUAAAUCUUGGGUACUGAUUGAACUGAAAGGUGUAGUUUAUUUCUAUAACAACUUCUUUGGCACCAAUCAUUUUGCAGUAAAUACGGAGUAGGAAAAUGAAAACACUGACUUUAAUAAUAUUUUUUAUUGCUGUAAUGAUUGUCCCAUUGGAACAGUAGUUUAAAAUUAGUCUGCACCUUCUGUUGCAUUAAUGCAAGGGAACAUAUCUGACAACUGUAUUAACUGAUGUGUUUUACCUUGAGAAAAGCAGACUACUUUAGGCAUGGAUGAUUUUUUUCUUUCUUUUUUUUUUUCUGGCUGUUAACUGUCUUAUUACCAUCAAACUCUUCCAGAAUUUUUAAGAUCUUGUACCAGCAACCAAUGAGUAAAACACCAACUUUAUACAAGUUUGUACCAAACAUUAUUACAAUAUGCUGUGGAACUACAUGUGUACAGUGAAAAACAUCAGUAUUAUUUUUGAGCUUUAUUUAGUCUAGGAAUAGAGUUUAAAGAACAUUAUUUUGCGAGUUCAGCAUUGCACUUGAAUGGUAAAUGGUUUUCCAUCUGAAUCAGACAUUUUUUCAAAUGGCUCUGUUAUCUUGUUAAUUUUUAAUGAGAUUUGCUUUACUUCUCCCACAUUCUCUUUUGCUGUGUAUUAAUUUCAUGCAGAAUUCUUGUUUGCUGUUCUCAUGUUUCAUAGCCCUUUACAUGAAAAUGUAUACAUGUCUUAUUUCAGAAGUGCUUUUAACUUAUUUGAUGUGAUGUCUGACCUUGAUUUGUUGCUUUUUCUACUGUUUCAUUUGUAGAUGUCAGUAAUCAACUUCAUCAUUUAUGAUGUCAUCAACACUACUAAGUUAAACAUAGCAACAAAUAGGCCUGUGUUUCAGCUUCUCUGCUUUAAGUGACCGUUCUAAAAUCUUACUUCUAAGGGGAUACACUUCUGAAUUUAUUUUCAGAAAUAUGGUGUUAGAUGUUUUCUAAACUAGUGAUAAUCCUGUUUAUAAACCUUAUGAAAAGAUGUGUUGCUAUUCUAGAAUAUUGUACUCAAGUCUUGUUACAGUGCUAGAUUUUUCCUUUUUUUAGUACUGUCUUGGCUGCUUUUGAAAUGUUUUGAAGUAGUAAUUAAACUUAUAUUUUGUGAUUA
Apus apus (common swift) is the source of this 5770-nucleotide messenger RNA. RefSeq names its product family with sequence similarity 169 member A (gene FAM169A). The transcript is spliced from 13 exons. The record is from RefSeq and is a predicted model, not a curated record. The coding region runs from base 76 to 2052 and encodes 658 amino acids. NCBI's taxonomy places the organism in Eukaryota, Metazoa, Chordata, Aves, Apodiformes, Apodidae.